Micropterus dolomieu (smallmouth bass) is the source of this 494-nucleotide messenger RNA. Its product is annotated as ubiquinol-cytochrome-c reductase complex assembly factor 3. Gene Ontology annotation, biological process: mitochondrial respiratory chain complex III assembly. Lineage: Eukaryota; Metazoa; Chordata; Actinopteri; Centrarchiformes; Centrarchidae. The coding region runs from base 149 to 397 and encodes 82 amino acids. The record is from RefSeq and is a predicted model, not a curated record. The transcript has 2 exons.
AGAAGAAGAACUACAGAAGAAGACGCAUAUCCCAGGGCGCACUGUUGUUGCUGUGUCCGACGUUACCAAACUAUGCAGGUCAGAUGUUGUAGGUGAGUUCUCAGGCAGUGAAUCAGUCACCAUCAGCUGAUCCUUCACCGUUUCCAGGAUGAGCGGCUUGCGGACCGUCCUGAGCUCCGCUGCGGUGGCCGCUCUAUUGGGGAUCGGCUACGGGAUGUGGUGUGCGAUCGCAUCGGGAGAAGACAGGCGGAGAGAGCUCAUCAAGAAUCUGCCUGAGUCGAACCCAGUGAGAAUGGAAGAGACGAGAAAGAGGAACGCUCUGGUGAUGCAGGCACUCAAGGAAGCUGCUGAAACAAACGACAACAUUGCAAGAGGGUUCGGAGGACCUGCAAAAUAGACCGUCCCACCCUGUUUGCCAAGUCUCCAUGUAUUGAACACUGCCAGCGCGCAGGACCACAAUCUAUUCAAAUAAAGAUGAACAUUCUAUUAUUCUA